Molecule: messenger RNA, 1181 nt
Organism: Labrus bergylta (ballan wrasse)
Lineage: Eukaryota; Metazoa; Chordata; Actinopteri; Labriformes; Labridae
Product: fibroblast growth factor 23-like
Molecular function (GO): growth factor activity
Source: RefSeq, a predicted model, not a curated record
GGUAUCCCCAAUUGAUCAUGCAACCGGCUUCCUUCCUACUCAUGCUCAUUGCUGUGUCUGUCGUGGUGGAUUGUGCUCCGAGGCUCCGGGAUCCAGAGCGGCUUUCACAACAUCAGCCGAGCAGCUUCAACACAGGAGAUCAUGCAGAGGCACCUGCUGGUACGAGGCCCUUCGCGGUGGAGCUGAGUGGAUCAAAGAGAAAAGGCAUCCACAGAGCCUUUCUGGUCAUACUGCCGCUACGAACAGAUACCAGCAACUUUGUGUCAAUAUUUGAUUUGAGAAGAAAGCGUUUCAUCUGCAUGGACGGAGAGGGAGAGCUGUACAACUCUAGACAGAGGGAGGGAGAAGAAUGUCUCUUUCAGCGCAUUUGGUUAGAUUUGGAGAAUCACCGUGACGUCUUUUACUCUACAAGUGGGGAUCGACUGCUCCAGCUCAAAGCAGCCGAGCUGCCAGUUUCUCACCAGGAGCCACAUGAACCUCCGUCAUCCCUGGUGCAGAGGAUCCGGGGUAGCUCAGCUAAGAGACGGAGGAGGAGUGGGGAGGUGAAUCCCUCAGCUCCAUUACAGAAUCCUUCACAUUCAGCAAAGGAUCACAGGGACACAGAUCACAGGCAGCCUGAACAGGACCAAACUGGAGCUGUGUCCAAAGAGACCAUCACGUCUUUUGAUGACCCCCUGCGGGUUUUACAGCCCAACGUGCCCGUCAGCCCAGUAAAGAAUAAUAUAGCAGAAAGGGCAAAACAAGACUAAGACACUGACUCUGAUUUAUAUAUAUAUAUAUGCAAACUCAAGAGGCACUGUAAGUUUGUUACGAAAACUCGCUCAUGUGUGACUGCAAAUUGGGAGAACUCACACUUUACACCUUGUUUGACAUCAGUGAGGCCACAGAAUGACUCACAGUACAGUCGAGUCAAAGCGACUCCAAAGAGUUGAUGUUAUCUGCUGAUGAACAUGAAAACAUUUAAUACUUUACAACUUUGGGAUACAGUUUUCUAGAAGUGGUUUUCGUGGAGUCCUUGUGGUUGGUAAUGGACUCCAUGUUACAUCACAGCAGCCUUUUGUUUGAGUAGCUCAUGAGGGCUACAUUUGGCAACAUUUGACAUAGUCAGGCAGGUAGUUUGGUCCAGUGUCCCGCUGUCCUUUAACCUCCUUAGUUGGUUAAAUUUUAAACCCAAGGGCCAG